Geodia barretti is the source of this 1280-nucleotide messenger RNA. The record is from the annotation of a GenBank genome assembly. NCBI's taxonomy places the organism in Eukaryota, Metazoa, Porifera, Demospongiae, Tetractinellida, Geodiidae.
UGCUCAUGCAUCAUGUGACAGCUGAGCUGAGCUCCAGCUAUACUUUUUGUUCUCUCGAGUUCACCCCAUCGGUGUCUCUGUGUGUGUGCGUGUCUUAUACUUGCCCGAGCGAGAAAGAGAGAGGGAGAGACCAGCCAAAAUGUCUUCUGCAAUGGAAUGCCUGACGAAGUUCAACCAACUCAUCCUCAUCAUUGUCAACAUCUUUGUUGCAUUACUGGGUAUCUGUGUGAUGAUUGUUGGAUCAUGGGCAAAGGCUGACAGCAAAGAGUUCUUCCUCAUAGCUGAUGACGACACGGAGUACACGCAGGUGUCAGUCCUGCUGAUUGUGGUAGGGAUCUUUGUUCUCAUCAUUGGAGUGGUUGGGGCUGUGGGGGCACUGUUUGCCAGCAAGGCCUUUGGUCGUAUCAUCCUCGUCGUGUAUGCCAUAUCCCUGGGACUGCUGGUAGUGUGUGAAAUAGCUGGAGGUAUCACUGCUGCUGUGGCCAGGAACAAGGUGGAGUCAGUGUUCAGAGACAGUGCCAACUCAACCUUCAGCAAGUACAAUGACUCCAGGGACUCUAGUGAGAGAGACACCUGGAACCAGUUUCAGAAAGACUUCAAGUGUUGUGGAGUAGAGAGCUACAAAGACUAUCGCACUGUCUUCAAGAACGACUCGGUCCCUGUCUCCUGUUGUGACUCCAGGAAAAUUGAUGAUGGAGAGAACUGUACAAUGGUGGUCCAGAAUGUCACGAACAAUGCCAACCAUUACAUCUACAGCAAGGGAUGUGCAGAUGCCAUUGUAGAUUCCAUCAGUAAAAACCUUGGAGUGAUUGCCGGAUGUGCCAUUGUCUUUGCCCUCUUCCAGGUAAGAGUUCACUGUAGACCACACCUACUUUUGGAUCACACCAUUAUGUCAGAGUUCACUGUAGACCACACCCACUUUAGCUAGACAACACCCCCUUGGGUCAUAGUUUACUCUCAACCUGUAGACACACCCCUUUGGGUCAGAGUUCAUUCACUGUAGACCACACCCACUUUAGCUCUCAACUUGUAGACAACACCCCAUUCUGUCAGAGUUUACUCUCAACCUUUAGGCAGCACCCCUUUGGGUCAGAGUUCAUUCACUGUAGACCACACCCACUUUAGCCUCAACAUGUAGACCACUGCCGGCCUUUAGGUCAGUGUUAAUGUGUACGCCAAGCCCCUUUAGGCCAUUAUGUGUAAAUUGAUACCAUUUCAACUCAGGAAGUUAAGACAUCCCAAUAUUAAGGAAGGCCCCAAGGGUAGUGUCCACAUACCAU